Messenger RNA from Corticium candelabrum, 1484 nucleotides. RefSeq lists its product as uncharacterized. Bases 1 to 594 code for a protein of 197 amino acids. Lineage: Eukaryota; Metazoa; Porifera; Homoscleromorpha; Homosclerophorida; Plakinidae. Gene Ontology annotation, biological process: proteolysis. Gene Ontology annotation, molecular function: aspartic-type endopeptidase activity. The record is from RefSeq and is a predicted model, not a curated record. The transcript is spliced from 2 exons.
AUGUCAACGCUGUACUCCAGCAAGUCAAGACAUAUUGCAACCCCAGGCGCAACACCGUAUACGAGAGGUACAGAUUCUGGUCGAAGGCAUAUCCGGGACACGGCAGAGUGGACGGAACGCCUUGAUCUGGAGCGUACACGUACGCAGAUUGAUUUUAAGCUGGACACCGGGGCCCAGGCAAACAUCUUGCCAUUUAAUGUGUACAGAGUUCUCAAGACAAAAUUGCAGCCCACCAUCAAGAUUCCUACAGGAAUUGGUGGUGGUCAAAUCAUACCCAGAGGCACAACUGAGGUCAGUUGUUUAGUCAGCAGGAACAAGGCGAGCUGCAGGAAGAGGCUCACAUUUUAUGUUAUUGACAACAACCUAGCCAUCAUUGGAAGAGCAGCAUGCGAGGACUUGGAUCUCAAGAGGCGUGUGGACAAUAUGGUGACUGUGGAUAUACAACUAGGUCACACCAGGCAGCAACACAUUGAGCAGAACAAGGAUGUGUUUAAAGGAAUAGGAGAGUAUAACAAAGAGUAUGACAAAGAGUAUGACAAAGAGUAUGACAUCCAGCUUCAAGCAGAUGCUAUUCCGGUGGUGCAACAUCCCUGAGUCAUACCAUAUGCAAAGAGAACCAAACUGCAACAGAAGUUGGCAAAACUGCAGCAACAAGGUAUUAUACAAGACGUCGAGGGCCCAACUGACUGGCUUCACAAUCUCGUGAUAACAGAAAAGAAGAAUGGGAACAUGAGGAUCUGUCUGGAUCCCAGACCCCUCAAUAAAGUCAUCAAAAGGGAGAGACACCAAACACCAACAAUGGCAGAUGUCCAAGCUCAACUGGCUGGCAAAGCGGUAUUCACAGUAGUCGACAUGAGGAUGCCUUCUGACACAUCAAAUUGUCUAACGAGUCAGCCAGGAUGUGUGCAUUCAGCACCCCAUGGGGUAGAAAGUGCUACGCACGGAUGCCGUUCGGACUGGCUUCAGCUAGUGAAGUGCUGCAGGAAAGGAACGAUCCCAAACGUUCAUGUGAUUGCGGAUGACCUGAAUAGGCAAGAUGGAAGAGGAACAUGACAAAGCCCUCGCUCAGGUGUUACAACAAGCAAGAGAAAGGAAUGUGUGAUUCAGUCCCCAGAAGCUACAGUACAAGGUUCGCCAAGUGAAAUAUAUGGGUCACAUUUUUAGUCAACAGGGACAGCUACCGGAUUCGGAAAAGAUUGAAGGAAUUGCGGGUAUGUGGAAGCCCCAAGACAAACAAGCGGUACAGUGAUUGCUAGGCAUGAUUAAGUUCUUGGCCCCCUGUAUAUUCCAGCGGAGUCCGAUAUCACAGCCCCACUCAGAGAUUUGAUAAAGGACGGAAGCAUGUGGAAAUGGGAUACACAGCAUGAUGCCGCCAUUAAUGACAUAAAGUGGGCACUCACUAGUGAUCCAGUGCUAGCAUUCUAUGAUCCUGAGCAACCGGUCACAGUGCAAGCGGACGUAUCACAGAGUGGCGUAGGGGCAUG